Molecule: messenger RNA, 1817 nt
Organism: Schistocerca nitens (vagrant locust)
Lineage: Eukaryota; Metazoa; Arthropoda; Insecta; Orthoptera; Acrididae
Exons: 9
Coding region: 135-1598 (487 amino acids)
Molecular function (GO): protein binding
Source: RefSeq, a predicted model, not a curated record
CGCUACCGUAGCAACAGUGAGUGCGCGCGCGCUACGGCACCGUCUUCUGUCACCUGUCAGCGGUCAGCUGGACCCGCGCUCGUGCCGAACAGGAUUUUCGACUGAGAGCAUUCCAUUUGGCUACCGGAAUUGAUAUGGACAGCUUGUAUCGCAGGCAGACCCAUCUCGCCAGAGGUGGGCAGAUGCCAAGGAAACUUGUAGAACUGAUGCUGCUGCUGCUGCUGGCAAUGGUGCCGCAAGCCGCGGGAUCGACACCUGAAGUGGGCACUGGCCUUUACGAGGUGCGCCACCUGGUGGCGCAACCCGACUUCCGCGAAGUGCGCCUGCGCUGGGAGACUGACGGCGGAGCUCCUGAAUCGCUCGGCUUCCUCGUGCACUACUGCGAGCUGCAGCCGUGGGGCGCGCACCGGUGUAAGGUCAAGGCGGUGGACGGCGGCGGCGGCCGGGAGGCGGUGCAGGGCGGCCCCGGGGGCGGCCGCGUGCGGCUCUUCUCCUCGGUGGUCACCGGCCUCCGCAUGGACACCAACUACACGUUCGAGGUGCGGCCCGCCGCUCCGCAGGGGGCCGCCGCCAAGGCGCGCGGACAGACCAUCGCCGUCGCCACCAGGGGCUUCUCGGCGCGCGCGACGCUGUGCCUGCCCGAGGCGAGCGAGGUGGAGGUGGUGACGGGCCCGCACUUCGGCGGCCGCGUCGCGGCGGAGGGCGCCGCCGGGUCGCGGUGCUCGCUGGACGGCGACGCCCGCAGCGCGCGCGCCGUCUACGUGCUGCGCGUGGACCACGCGGCUUGCGGCGGCGCGCGCAACGCCACCGCCGUCACCACCUACGUCACCGUGCAGGAGAGCGCCGCCAUACUGACGCACUCGACGCGCCGCUUCCUCGUCAUCUGCUCCUUCCAGCCGGACACGCUCACCGUUAGGGCCGGGAUACGGCUGCCAGUGCGAGAUAACGAGGUGGACAACGAGGUGGAGGCGUCUGGAGCCGCUGGAGACGGCGGGGCCGACGAGGGCGCCGAGGUGGCCCGCGUGCGCUCCGCCAUCUUGCCGUACGCGGACGCAGACGUCGACGCCGCGCUGCAGGCGGCAGACGUCGCGCUGGACGCGGGCAGCGGCGUGCGCGCCGCGAGGCUGCUGCACCACCGGCACGUCGUUGACGACCUGGACAUCGACGCCAGGGCUUCUGGACACUCCAACUGGCAGUUGACUCUGAUGCUGGUGCUCACCUCGGCUGGGCUGGUGGGCUGCGCUCUGUCAGCCUGGUGGUUCUCCCCGUCCAACUGCCACCGUCCACCUGAACUGGCUGACGACGGUUCAUCGCUGUCAGCGUACGAGAACUUGACCAACUCUCUGCGAGACACGGCGUCUGUGAGCAGCGCCUCCACCAGCUCUGGCGGGCGCUGCGCGGCCGCCUCGGUAUGCGACGCGGACGGCGUCAUCACCAUCCGCCUGGGAGCCGACCCAGACGCGCCGCACGCGGACGCCACCUCCAUUGCUUCCGCUGGCUGCCACUGUGUCCAUAGCGGCGCCACUGCCGCGGCCGCUUCCGCACCGCCUCGCGAGCCGUGUAUUACUCUGGAGGACGCCUCCCAGUCCGAAGCAUGAUGCAAUCCGCAGCAGCAGACAUGUAUUUCCCGCCUUCCGCACCGAGUAUUGGAGUAGGGGCAAAAUAAUUCCGGCUUUCGUAGCGAAAACUCCAAGCGAACCAAAUCAAAUUAACUGCACCAUCACAUUUUAUCUGUUCGGUGACACUUUACGAGGAGCAAAUGCAAUGAUCUCUACCUAAACAAGACGUCCAGCGCCAGACACCCAAGCCUUCCGGCC